AUGCACUUCCUCCUCACCUCCGUCUCACUCCUCGCCGUGACGGCGUCGGCCCUCUCCGCCCGACCCGCUCUCGACCCUCGAGACGAGUGCAAAAUCCCUACCUGCCCCAAGGGCUGGUCGGCCAGCGCCUGCAACACCGGCGUCCCUGACUUCUGCUGCCCUGGCGGAUCACACAUCAGCAAAGGAAGCGCUUCCUGCUGCAUCGGCGGGAACUUGUUUGACAACAGGGGCGAAUGCUCCGGAGGCGUCUUGGUCCCCGUUGGCUCCGACCCCAAGGCAUACACCAGCAGCGUGUAUUCUGCCCUCUCGAGCAUCAGCGGUAGCGGUGGUGGUAUGGCCACCACGGCGUCUGCUACCGACUCGGCGUCUGCUACCGACUCGGCGUCUGCAUCUCAAACUUCCGCUAAGACCGUUACCACCACCGACUCGUCCGGCAAGACUGUCACGACGACAGUUCAAGCUGCCGCCACCACCUCGAGCACUGCCGCUGCGGCUGCCAUGAUCACCGGCUAUCCUGCCGCCGCCGCCGGUCUCGCUGCCGUCAUGGCCAUCGUCAACGAGAUGGCAUAA
Messenger RNA from Purpureocillium lilacinum, 570 nucleotides. RefSeq lists its product as uncharacterized. The record is from RefSeq and is a predicted model, not a curated record. Lineage: Eukaryota; Fungi; Ascomycota; Sordariomycetes; Hypocreales; Ophiocordycipitaceae.